Molecule: messenger RNA, 984 nt
Organism: Guillardia theta CCMP2712
Lineage: Eukaryota; Cryptophyceae; Pyrenomonadales; Geminigeraceae
Exons: 2
Coding region: 1-984 (327 amino acids)
Biological process (GO): signal transduction
Molecular function (GO): 3',5'-cyclic-nucleotide phosphodiesterase activity
Source: RefSeq, a predicted model, not a curated record
AUGAACAGCAGCGAAGUCAGUGAAUGCUUGCAGACUAUUCAUGACUGGAACUUCAAUCCGUUUAAGCUGAAUGAGGUGACGGGAGGCAAACCUGUUCAAGUGCUGGCCCUCUUCCUUCUCAAGACCCACGGGUGUGUCGACAACUUCGCGCUGGACUCGGCGCGGCUGGUCAAGUUCCUGCAGGAGAUUGAGAGCGGAAUGCCCAAGUCGAACCCCUACCACAACGCGAUCCACUGCGCGGACGUGACGCAGAAGAUGCACAUGUUCAUAUCGAGAGGGGGAAUCGGGGAAUUCAUGGGGCCAACGGACAUUCUCGCGGCCCUGCUCGCGGCGAUCAUCCACGACUUCGAGCACCUGGGGCUGAACAACGACAUUCUCGUCAAGAUGGGGCACGAGCGAGCUCUCCUACAUAACGACAAGGCACCCAACGAGAACCAUCACCUCGCUGCUGCCUUCCGAAUCAUGAAGCGCCCGGACUGCAACUUCAUGCACAGCGUGCCGCAGCUCUCGCAGUCGAAGAUCCGCAAGCUCAUCAUCGACAUGGUCCUCGCGACCGACAUGGGAGAGCACCAGAGGAUGCUCGCGCCCUCUCUCAACGGACCGGGGCAGGAGACGAGCAAGGAAGCCAACGGGCCGCCGGAGGUGGACGAGCAGAGCCUAGUGCUGAUGCUGCGAGGAGCGAUCAAAAUGUGCGACCUCGGCCACGCCUACGCUGAGCUGGACGUGCACGUGCAGUGGUCGCAGAGACUGGAGGACGAGCUCUUCCGGCAGGGGGAUGUAGAGAGAUCACUGGGGCUGCCUGUCUCCUACCUGAUGGACAGAAACAAGCCAGGGGUGACUAAGUCGCAGAUUGGAUUCUUCGAGCUCGUCGUGAACCCGCUGGCGGUCGCGUGGGUGAGCUGCUUCCCCGCCUCUGAAGUGAUUCUAGAGCGGCUCAAGGCAAACCUACACCACUGGAGACUCGAAGAGCAGACGCGAACAUGA